CAAAUCUUCCCCAAAUACACGAUGUAAGGAAGAAAAAUCGACAUUUCCCCUAAAUAACCAACGUUAAGGCGGAAAAUCAAGAUUUCCCUUUUUAUUUACGCUUUCAUCCGCUUUAUUUCUCCUUUAUUGGUUGUUUGGGGUACAUACCUACAUAUGUAUAAAGAUACAAUAAUCUUAAUUCGUUUUUAAUCACAUUACUGUCCUCUUUUACGAUACUUCAAGGUGGGAAAUACCUAAAUACGAUGUCUAAUAGACCAUCUGAAGUUAAUUUAGAAGACAAUGGCAACAAGUAAAGUCUAUUUUCGACGUAACAGACCUGGUACCAAGGCUGAGGAGUGGUGUAAUUGGCCCGAUGAACCGUUCGAAGAUAUGGAAAGUACAUUAGCUGUUCAGCAGUAUAUACAACAAACAAUAAGACGUGAUUUUAACAAUGUAGAUGAGAUUUUAACUGCUCCAGAGGGUCAAGAUGAAGUAGUAUGGAAAUACGAACAUUUGAGACAGUUCUGUAUGGAACUAAAUGGAUUAGCUGUUUGUUUGCAAGAGCAAUGUACCCCAAAAACAUGUCCUCAGAUGACUGCUACUGAACAAUGGAUAUUUUUGUGUGCAGCUCACAAGACUCCCAAAGAGUGUCCAGCUGUUGAUUAUACACGACAUACGCUUGAUGGAGCUGCUUGCCUAUUGAAUAGCAGUAAAUACUUCCCCAGUCGAGUAAGUAUCAAAGUUACGUCAGUCAAUCGUCUUGAUUCUGUUUGCCGUCGUGUUUAUAGAAUAUUCUCUCAUGCCUAUUAUCAUCAUCGAGAGAUAUUUGAUUCUUUUGAAGAAUCAACUGCAUUAUGUCGAAGGUUUACCACAUUUGUAUUAAAAUACAAUCUCAUGAGUAAGGAUAACCUGAUUGUACCUAUCGCCGGUGCUGUAGAUGGGGCUGUAAUCGAGGCCCAAAUAUGAAUCCAUAAUAUUUAUGUUUAAUAUACUUUAUCUUGUACAAUUUAGGUCUAACUUUUCUUUAAUAAUGUGAAAAAACCAUACCUAACUUCAUUCAUAAAUAGCGAGUAUUUUUGUUUCUUACCUGUAUUAUUUUACAAAUAUGGUAAUAUGCUGUUGUAUCAAUAAAAAUCAUUAAAAAUAAACUGUGUUUUAUUUGC
This is a messenger RNA of Schistosoma rodhaini, 1142 nucleotides long. NCBI's taxonomy places the organism in Eukaryota, Metazoa, Platyhelminthes, Trematoda, Strigeidida, Schistosomatidae. The record is from the annotation of a GenBank genome assembly.